This is a messenger RNA of Botrytis porri, 3300 nucleotides long. RefSeq lists its product as uncharacterized. The record is from RefSeq and is a predicted model, not a curated record. NCBI's taxonomy places the organism in Eukaryota, Fungi, Ascomycota, Leotiomycetes, Helotiales, Sclerotiniaceae. The coding region runs from base 1 to 3300 and encodes 1099 amino acids. The transcript has 2 exons.
AUGUAUACCCUUUCUAUACUGUCUUUGCUCUCUGCGGCUGCUUUUUCUGUGCAUGCCCAAUCUUCUUCCCCCACGAUCGCCUCCAAUGAUGAUUGCUCUUGUGGUUAUUAUGAUAUUGUGACUGGAGUUCUCUUCACAGAAUCACUGAUCACUUAUUUCAAUGAGACUAAUACUCUUUCGGACGAUUUUAUACUUCAAUCCUACGAAAACAAGUACGAGAAGGAUUACAACAGCAUAUUCCGACAAGGUUCUAAUCCUGUAAAUAUCAACAUUCUCAACAGUUCAUCAGUUGCAUCCAACAACGAUGAUUCUACAUCUCAACUUUCGUCGAGAUCACGCUCUUCACGAAACACUUCAUCAAAUUCUACUUAUGGAGACCGUCCCACUACAGUCAGUGGAAAGGAAGGCAACUCUUCAAUCGCCAAUGACCCAGUCUCAUUGUUCUCUCCAUCUAAUCGACCCUUUACUUCAUCCUUAAAACUGUCUGUUGACCCACCAAAUAGCGAUCACUUGGUCACAGGUGGUGGUAUCAAGACUGUGAGACAGGAUAUCCAAUAUGGUUCAGCACGGGCUUAUCUUCGGCCCUCAAGCCAGGGAGUUGGAGGAACUUCGCUUUCGAUGAUGUUCAGAUACAACGAAUCAGAAUCUAUGGAAAUGAAUAUCAUGAAUACCAACCAAAAUUCAACUGCUUGGAAGAAUAUCUCUCUGUAUGAUUACAACGAAUUUCGACUGGAUUGGACGAAGAACGAAGUUCAUUGGUAUAUCGGAAACGUUCUUGUCCGAUCAAUUUCCAAGGAGAAUGGCUCUGUGCCAUCUACCCCUUCACCCUUUUUGAUCAAGCAUUGGUCUACAGGAAACCCAUAUUCUAUGCAAGGUCCACCCAUCUCCAUCUCCGACGCAAAUGUCGGGUGGGUUCGACUGUUUUUCAAUUCGUCAUUGAUGAAUUCUACACAUCAUACAAAUUUCGAUGCGCGAUGUAAUCUCAAAGACGCAUGUUCAAUGGAUAACACUACUUUACGUGGGUCCUCGCCUUUCUCAUCAGCCGCUUUAAGUCCUUGGGAACACCGUGUUGCUCAUGGUACACUUCGAUGGGUAGCGAUUUGGUUCAGCGUUGGCUGUUUGGUCGUAACUUUGACGGCUUUAGCAAAUGCUUUCCUAAGGCUCAAAGUCUUCAAGAAAACACCAGAAAUGCCUCAAAAUCCUACGGAAGAUAAUAUCAGUGUUAUAAGCCCAGCUUCCCCGCCCUACGCCUAUUCCAGAAAUGCAAGCUUGACACCAGCCUUGACACCAGCCCCAUCAUAUCGGACAAGAAUCGAAUCCUACAAUUCAGGAACAUCGACUUUGGUGUCUUCAUUCAAUUUCUCGACUGCAAAUCAUUCAGGUGAGCGAGGCGUAAGUGGUAUUGGGUCUAUCGAUCAAAUAUACAGCAAAGUCGAUCACGAGUGGAAUAUUCGCAGGAGUAGUUCAGGCGACAAUAGUGAAAAUACAAUGUCUAUCAACGAGUUACCUCCUAGCCUAUCUCCCUCGUUACUAAACUCACCAAAUUUCAUUCGAUUUGAUGAUAAAGGUAUUAAAGACAAGUCUAAACGAGUCUCGGGGCUUAACAACACUACCGCUACGGGUACACUGGAUCAUAUAACUCUCGAUAUCAAAUCCAACGCUAUGGAUCAGCGGAAUCAGACAGAUAGCCAAUCUCGCCUAGAUGGGAAGGAUAUCACAAACAAAUUUCCCACAUCGGCAUUCUCAACACAUGAAAGCGCAUCCCCGAUGGAAACAAGCCAGAGAGUUGAUCACUUAGCAGGACUAAUCACCAUCGCAGCGAUAAAUGUAACUGUCCUUCAUUUUUGCCUGACUUUUGUACCGGCCGUUAUUGCCCCUGGUGCUUUUGCCCACUAUUCCGCCGAAAUAUGGAUCAACAAAACCAUUGUACCUUUCUUUCUCAAUCAAGGAGCCCUUGGUAUUUUCUUUACCACUUCCGCUCGAUUUCUCAUUGAUCCUUUUCUGCGCGAUGGAGACCUCUCUUCUAUAUCUUCGAAGAUAGUUGGCCGGGUCUUCCAAAUCAUGUUACCGGUCUUUAUAUUCGUCCUGCUAGAAUACUUUCUCAUUCUAUCAGGAGCAACUUACUAUCUUCCUUUCUUGCCAUCGAUUACCUGGAGUACCUGGCCUUAUGUGACUCCCUUUCCUCAUCUCGGAUAUCUUCUCAAUGAAGCUAUCGCGCUCGCUUACACAAUUCCAAACGCAGUUCCUCUCAUAACUUUCAACUACUGUACUGGCGUUCUUUGGACAAUUCCUGUGAUCAUCCAGGGAUCAUGGACAACACUUCUUGCUAUCCUUCUCAUAACCUCUAUUUCGAACCCGAAGAAACGUUUCCCCUUCUAUAUGUUCUCGCUAUUGAUCAAUUGGUACUCGCUCUCUUGGUCUUCGUUCUUUUGGGUCGGCAUUUUACUCACCGAUCUCGAAAUUACAUACCACAUGCCAAGAUAUCUACACAAACAUCCUCUCAUCUAUUACCCUUUAAUUUUGACCCUCACGAUCCUCGCUCUUCUGGCUCUUAGCGCAGAUACCUUCAAUCAAUGGCUUAACUACAGUAUCAUAGCUAAAGAAACACUCAUUCAUCCCGAUCCAAGCACAGGCCUUCCAGCUACUAUCACUCACAACUCCGGAUACCCUGGCUAUCCGGGUUACUGGGUUCCUCAUUUCAAUGGUCUUAUAUUCUGUACCGCAAUCCAAUUCCUUGCAUCGAUAUCUCCCUUAGUCCAGUCAUUUCUAUCCGCAAAACACCUCAUGCUAUUAUUCCCACAUGUUUUCAGCAUGUAUCUAUUCCAUGGUAUGAUCUUCUGGUCUCUUGGUGCUUGGCUCUGUCUUGCUCUCAACAACAUCCUACCAUACUGGGCAGUGUUAAUUGUAACUGCCGUCGUGUGUUACACAGUCUUAUUUUUAUCAUUGCCUAUGUUAUCGUUGAUAGCGGGAUUGUUUGGAAAAGGGUUAGCGGGUGAUAUCAAGAGAGACUCUCGAGAAGAGCCAUUGAAAGGACGGCCAACAUUAACACCGUUUGGAAGAGAUUGGUUGAAUCGUAAUGGGAUGAUUGAUGGAAUUCCUGUAGUUAGUGGCGAAGCAUUGAAUGAAGAGAACAAGGUUGAAAGCAUCGAUACCGGGAGGAAGAAAACGACUGGAGUGGAGAUAAGGGUGAUCGAAUGCGGCGAAGCAGUUGUUAGAGAUUCUAUUGUUAGUUCUGCCAGCAAGGUGAACAAGCUUGGAUCUGCCAACGGCCAAGCGGGUGAUCAGAUCAAUAAGGUUUGA